Molecule: messenger RNA, 4983 nt
Organism: Pundamilia nyererei
Lineage: Eukaryota; Metazoa; Chordata; Actinopteri; Cichliformes; Cichlidae
Product: chromodomain-helicase-DNA-binding protein 4-like
Exons: 29
Coding region: 427-4836 (1469 amino acids)
Biological process (GO): chromatin remodeling
Cellular component (GO): NuRD complex; nucleus; chromatin
Molecular function (GO): ATP hydrolysis activity; ATP-dependent chromatin remodeler activity; ATP binding
Source: RefSeq, a predicted model, not a curated record
CCCCUUUGUGUGUUUGUGAGGAUGUUAGCUAAGCGCUGCCUGUAAGGGCUGGGGAGAGAGCGAAGAGGGGGACGGAGCAGCGUGUUUUGGGGUCGUUGACGGCUCGUUUUUUGAAUUUCCCUCAUCACCCGUUUAGUCGGGCUUAAUGAAUGAACCUUGCCACACAAACAGGCUGAUUUGUGGCAAUUCUCGCACCGACAGAGAGAGAGGAAGAGGGGAGGGGGGGGAGAGCACACCUCGAGCCGGGACUACAAGCACACUACUCACCCACCACCACCACCACUACUACCCCCUCCCUUCCUGGACACCCCCGGUUCAUUCUCCACCAGUCCCACGUCAUUUUCCCUCCUCCCUCGCCGACCGAGGAGCAAGGUUUAGGAGGGAUUAAUUCGACCAGCAAGAAAUAAAAUUAAAACGCAGGGGAAAAUGUCGUGCAGCGAGGAUGAGAGGGAAGACUUUGGGACCGCGGACGAGCACUCACUAAUUCACGAUGAGGACGAGCCGGAGGAUGCUGUGUCUGACGUAGAAGAGGUACCAAAGUCCAAGAAGAAGAAGAAAGCCAAGAAGAGCAGCCGAGAGAAUAGGAGCAGCAAGCGGCAGAGACCGAUCCGAGAGGAGUUGCCAGUCAGCUCCCCAGAGCACCUGCUUGGAGUAGAGGCAGCAGAGAGGGAUGCUGAUGAGGGAGGUAUGCGGUCAGAGAGUGAAGGAAGUGAUUAUGCACCAGGGAGGAAAAAGAAGAAACGGUCCAGCUCCGCCAAAGACAAGAAGAAGGGAGGUGCGGCGGCAGAGAAAGGAGGCUCGUCCAGCUCAAAGAGCAAACGUAAAGAACCAGAGCCAGAAGAUGAUGAGGACGAUGACGAUGAUUGCCAGCCGAAAAGCUCCACCCAGCUGCUGGAAGCCUGGGGUAUGAAAGACAUUGACCACGUCUUUACUCAGGAAGACUACAGCUCCCUCACCAACUACAAGGCCUUCAGUCAGUUUGUCAGGCCAUUAAUUGCAGCUAAGAACCCCAAAAUUGCUGUGUCCAAGAUGAUGACUUUAAUGAUGGCUAAGUGGCGUGAAUUCAGUACAAACAACCCUCUGAAGGGUUGUGCCACUGCUAAUGCAGCCCUGGCAGCUGCCAAUGUGGCGACAGCUGUGGAGAACAUGGUGGUGGCAGGGACAGAGAGCGGGGCAGAUACCGCUCCUGCUACAUUGACUCCACCUGUUUCAACUCCUGCUGCUGCUCCAGCGCCUACUGCACCCCCAGCAGCCCCAGCACCUCCUCUCCGCAAGGCCAAGACCAAAGAGGGCAAAGGUCCCAAUGCUCGUAGGAGGUCGAAGCCCACAUCUAAGCCUCCACCGAAACCAAAACCUAAGAAGGUGGCUCCACUCAAAAUUAAACUUGGAGGCCUCAACAGCAAGAGGAAGCGCUCCUCUAGCGAUGAGGACGAACCUGAUGUUGACAGCGACUUUGAUGAUGGGAGCUUCUCAGUGUCAGAUGGCUCCAACCGCAGCAGUCGUCCUAAGAAGAAGCCCAAAAGUGCAAAGAAAAAGAAAAAAGUCGAGACAGAAGAUGGUGACGGCUAUGAGACAGACCACCAGGAUUACUGUGAGGUGUGUCAGCAGGGAGGAGAGAUCAUUUUGUGUGACACCUGUCCGAGGGCUUAUCACAUGGUCUGUCUGGACCCUGACAUGGAGAAGGCACCUGAGGGCAAGUGGAGCUGCCCGCACUGUGAGAAGGAGGGAAUCCAGUGGGAAGCCAGGGAUGAUCUGUCCGAGGCCGAAGGUGAGGACGAUGACGACAGGAGGGAUGAAGGGAUGGAGGAGGAAGACGACCACCACAUUGAGUUCUGCCGUGUGUGUAAGGACGGGGGAGAGCUGCUUUGCUGUGACACCUGCCCCUCCUCCUACCACAUCCACUGCCUCAACCCUCCUCUCCCCGAGAUCCCCAAUGGAGAAUGGAUCUGCCCCCGCUGCAAGUGUCCACCGAUGAAGGGAAAAGUGCAGAAGGUUUUAACAUGGCGCUGGGGAGAAGCACCAGCCCCUAUGCCUGUACCCCGGCCUGCUGAUCUGCCUGCUGAUGCUCCUGACCCACCACCUCUGGCAGGCCGUAGAGAGAGGGAGUUCUUUGUCAAGUGGUGCAACAUGUCGUACUGGCACUGCUCCUGGGUGCAGGAGCUACAGCUGGAGCUGAACUGCCAAGUGAUGUUCCGCAACUACCAAAGGAAGACUGACAUGGAUGAACCGCCGCCUGCUGACUUUGGAGGCGAGGGUGAUGAUGACAAAAGCACGAAGAGGAAGAACAAAGAUCCACUCUUUGUCCACAUGGAGGAGGAGUUUAGCCGCUAUGGAGUUAAGAUGGAGUGGCUGAUGAUCCACCGCGUCCUUAACCACAGUGUUGAUAAAAAGAAUAAUGUGCAUUACCUGAUCAAGUGGAGAGAUCUGCCAUAUGAUCAGUCCACCUGGGAGAGUGAAGACAUGGACAUUCCAGAGUAUGACCCCUACAAACAGACUUACUGGAAUCACAGAGAGUUGAUGAUGGGUGAGGAAGGCAGACCUGGCAAGAAGCUGAAAAAGACAGUCAAAGUGAAGAAGGCAGAGCGACCGCCUGCUAAUCCAGUUGUAGAUCCCACCAUCAAGUUUGACCGUCAGCCUGACUAUCUGGACAGCACAGGAGGAACUCUGCAUCCCUACCAGCUGGAAGGUUUGAACUGGCUCAGGUUUUCUUGGGCUCAAGCCACUGACACAAUCCUGGCUGACGAGAUGGGUUUGGGCAAGACCGUUCAGACAGCUGUCUUCCUCUACUCAUUGUACAAGGAGGGUCACUCCAAAGGCCCCUUCCUUGUCAGCGCUCCUCUGUCCACCAUCAUUAACUGGGAGAGGGAGUUUGAGAUGUGGGCUCCUGACAUGUAUGUGGUCACCUAUAUAGGGGACAAAGACAGCAGGGCUGUUAUUAGAGAGAAUGAGUUCUCCUUUGAGGGAAACGCCAUCAGAGGAGGAAAAAAGGCGUCCAAGAUGAAGAAAGACUCACCAGUCAAGUUCCAUGUUCUGUUGACAUCCUAUGAAUUGAUCACCAUUGACCAGGCUGUGCUGGGCUCCAUUGAAUGGGCAUGUCUGGUUGUAGAUGAGGCACACAGACUGAAGAACAACCAGUCCAAGUUCUUCAGAGUGUUGAACAACUACCCGCUGCAACACAAGCUGCUGCUUACAGGCACUCCACUUCAGAACAACCUGGAGGAGCUCUUCCAUUUGCUGAACUUUUUAACCCCAGAGAGAUUCAAUAAUCUCGAAGGGUUUCUGGAAGAGUUUGCGGACAUCGCCAAAGAGGACCAGAUCAAGAAGCUCCAUGACAUGCUGGGACCACACAUGCUCAGGAGGCUGAAGGCUGAUGUAUUUAAACACAUGCCUUCAAAGACCGAGCUCAUUGUUCGAGUGGAGCUGAGCUCCAUGCAAAAGAAAUACUACAAGUUCAUUUUAACACGUAACUUUGAGGCCCUGAACACUCGUGGAGGAGGAAAUCAAGUAUCUCUGCUCAAUGUUGUGAUGGACCUCAAAAAGUGCUGUAACCACCCCUACCUCUUUCCAGCAGCUGCCAAUGAAGCGCCAAAACUUCCAAAUGGCAUGUAUGAAGGCACUGCCCUGACCAAGUCUUCAGGGAAACUGAUGCUGCUCCAGAAGAUGAUGAGACGGCUGAAAGAAGGAGGCCACAGGGUUUUGGUUUUCUCCCAGAUGACUAAAAUGCUCGACUUGCUAGAGGACUUCCUGGAGAACGAGGGUUACAAAUAUGAGAGGAUUGAUGGAGGAGUCACUGGCAACUUGAGACAGGAGGCCAUUGAUCGCUUUAAUGCUCCUGGUGCUCAGCAGUUUGCCUUUCUCCUCUCUACCAGAGCUGGUGGUUUGGGCAUUAACCUCGCUUCUGCUGAUACUGUUAUUAUCUAUGACUCCGACUGGAAUCCCCACAAUGACAUCCAGGCCUUCAGCAGAGCUCAUCGUAUUGGCCAGAACAGGAAAGUGAUGAUUUAUCGCUUUGUUACCAAAGCGUCUGUGGAGGAGAGGAUAACACAGGUGGCAAAGAAGAAGAUGAUGCUCACCCACCUGGUGGUGCGACCCGGCCUCGGAUCUAAGAUGGGCUCCAUGUCCAAGCAGGAGCUUGAUGACAUCCUCAAGUUUGGAACUGAAGAACUGUUUAAAGAUGAAAUUGGAGAUGGGGACAACAAGGAGGAUGACAGCAGUGUGAUCCACUACGAUGAUCAGGCAAUUGACCGUUUGCUUGACAGGAACCAGGAUGCCACAGACGACACUGAGCUCCAGAGCAUGAACGAAUACCUCAGCUCGUUCAAAGUGGCACAGUAUGUGGUGAAAGAUGAAGAUGAUGAGGAGGAGGAGGUGGAAAGGGAGGUGAUCAAGCAGGAGGAAAGUGUUGAUCCAGACUACUGGGAGAAGCUGCUUCGGCACCACUACGAGCAACAGCAGGAGGAUCUCGCCCGCAAUUUGGGCAAAGGCAAAAGAACUCGAAAGCCAGUCAACUACAAUGAUGGCUCCCAGGAGGACCGAGGUAUAAGACAGGACUGGCAGGAGGAUCAGUCUGAUAACCAGUCCGAUUACUCGGUGGCCUCAGAGGAGGGCGAUGAGGACUUUGAUGAACGAACUGAAGAUGUUUAUUCAGAUUCAGACGAGAGCUAUGAUAUCCUCCUCGACAACCUCAACAACAACUGCCGAAAAAGGAAAUGUGACUGCAUCAUCUGCGUUGAGCGUAGAGAGGCAAAGCAAGGCAGAAAGAAAAAGGAAAGGAAAAAGCAUAAGAGAAGGAAACAGGGAAAGAAAAUUAAGAUCAAUGGUUUCCCAGUCCUUUAAUCUGCUUUGCAGAUUAAAUUGUUUGUGUUUAUAUUAAUUGUUUAUAUAACUGUUCACUUUUAUUUAUUAAAUUUGUAUCCGUUAAUAAAAAUGUUGUAUAAAAUUUAUUUUCCAAUUAAAAGGUGCUAUAAGGUGUGCAUUUAUAUA